AUGGUCGAGGACUGGAGCGGCGCCAUUGCAGGCCGCAAGCCCCCGCACGCGCCACUGUCUCCAAGCACGCAGCAGAAGAGUCACGUUCCCACUCCUUCCAUCAGCGUCAGCGUCGUCGCUCCCGAUCCCUCGAGUCUACCGCCUUUUGGAUUAGAAUCGUUGGCCCACCCCCACCCCUACUUGCAGCAGAGUGAUGGUCUACCGCGCGCCACAUCCGGGUUACCUCUAGGUCGACGCAUGCGGCUGACCCUUGGACAGAAGCGCGAGGUCGUGGACCUCGCUGCAAGCAAGAAGUUCACCCACCGCGAACUGGCCGAGAAGUUCCGCGUCGGUCGCACGACCAUUACGAACAUCUGCCGGCAGGAAGAGUUGAUCCGCACCGAGACGGACUCGGCCGAUGCCGCCAAGAAGAAGCGCAAGACGACCAAGUGCACGUACGACUUGCGCGUGCUGGACGAGUGUCUGCACAAGUGGCGGAUGGAAGUCAAGGUCUCGAGUCCUGAGACGAAGCUCACGGGCACAGUCUUGCAGCAAAAAGCCAUGGAGUUGGCGUGCAAAAUCGUCCAAGAGCCGUACGCGGAUCUGCCGGACAAGGUGAAGCAGGCGCUGCAGCGCUUUACGGGCUCCAAUGGCUGGCUGGAUGGCUACAGAACGAGGUUUGGCUCGUUUAGUAGCAAACAAGGCCAUGGAGAAGGCGAGCCGGGUGUGAUUAAAAGCGUCGAUAUUCCAACGAGAUUAAGGGAGUUGCACCACAGUUUCAGUCAUGCGACGGUGGAGGAAAUGUGGACGGGCGCGGAGUUUGCUGUCAUGUACAAACCGCCAGUGCCGGAUGGAAGUGGACCGAUCGAUGUGAAUCAUGGACAGUACACGGUGUCGCUGUUUGUAAGUGCUGCAGGAGAGAAGUUUAAGAUGCAGGUGAUUGGAGUGGAGCGGAAUCCGGUGCUACUGGAAGGAAUUGAUACAAAGGAGAUGUACGAUAUUCAGUAUGAACACUCGAAAACAGGGUGGCAAGUGGCACAGACGACUGUGAGUAUGCUUAAGUCUCUGAACGCACUUGCGCGUGAACGCAAACGCACGUUUCGAGUGGUGCUGGACUCGGCGGUGCCACAUGUGAAGGCUGCAAUGAUUUUGGAUUCGCAAGGCGAUCAACGCACGUUCUUUGUGUACGACCAUCUUCAGAUUUACUUUUUGCCGCCGAAUUUUACGUCCUUGCGGUUCCAUCCAUGCCAUCUUGGUGUGAUUCAAGCGUUUAAAGCGCGUUUUCGCAGCGAAAUGCUUGAGUCGUUGUUCGGCAGUUAUCGGCAGAGUGUGAUCAGACAAGACCCGCGUGGCUUCCACCCACAGCGACACCUAUACACGCGCAACGUUUUCCAUUGGCUCUACGUGGCACUCCAUAGCCUGGACACGCAUCUUGUUCAGAGCUGCUGGGUCCACAGUGGCUUGCUGCCUACGAAUGUGAUUGCAUCGCUUAACUUGCGUGUCAUGUUGAAAAGUAAUGAUGUGACUCGGUCAUCCGUAAAUGUGACUCCAUCCACAUCUAGUGGCAGUGGUAGCGACAGCGCUAGUGCAAACUCUGAAGCUAAUGACGCAAAUAUUGCGGCUGCGAAUGAUGACGUUGUUUCGACCGUGGCCAAUCAAGGAGGUUUGCCAUCUCCGGCACAGUUGUACGGCAAUCUGCAGCAGCAGCUGACAAGUAUCGCACGGCUUGCUCCUGACUUUCUAUGCUGGAUCGGUGUGACUGAUCCUAGCGACGCACAGGCAUAUGUCGAGAUCGACGGCAAUGCUUCGGUUAUCGAUCCAGGUAUUGACGAGGUCCAGAUCAUCCGCAGCGUGUUACAAAAGCACGGGUACUUGUUUGCAAAAAAGCUCGACGAUGAGAGUCGUACAGAGGGGAUGCACGAAAGUCUUGAAGAUGUAGCCGAAGAGCCGUGCCCACGUCACGACGAGGUCGUGGCUUCGAUAAGUGUGCUAAAGAAGUAUCUGCGUCUAUCUCGGGACGCAUUGCCGUCGCGCGUUGAGGCUGUCGUGCAACUCAACCAAGUCAAGAAAGCAGUCGACGUAGCUGCCGCCCGUGCAGAAGCCAAUCGUGACGUGUGA
This is a messenger RNA of Peronospora matthiolae, 2097 nucleotides long. The record is from the annotation of a GenBank genome assembly. NCBI's taxonomy places the organism in Eukaryota, Oomycota, Peronosporomycetes, Peronosporales, Peronosporaceae.